Molecule: messenger RNA, 2787 nt
Organism: Aspergillus oryzae RIB40
Lineage: Eukaryota; Fungi; Ascomycota; Eurotiomycetes; Eurotiales; Aspergillaceae
Exons: 4
Coding region: 1-2787 (928 amino acids)
Source: RefSeq, a predicted model, not a curated record
AUGAUCAUCGAGACCAACUGUUCUAUCAUAGCCGCCUGUCUCCCAUGCUACGGCGCCCUCCUCCGCGGGGGACAAUCACUCGCGUCGAUUGUCCGAUCCUUCCUUGUCAUCCAUGGCCGGGCCAGCUCUCGGUCCGGUUCCAGCUUUUCUAGCCUUCAUAGCGGCAAGCACUACCCAAUCCACGGAGUCAGGGAUUUGGACACCGAUACUGGCUCUCAGGUCGAACUCACGGGGCCCGCGGAUCGUUGGUCACGAACGACGACACAGGUCACAAUCAAGGUCAGCGGUAACGCGCACCAACACGAUGAGUGUCGCUCACCGGGGAUUGUGGUUCAUACCGAGUUGGAUAUAUCCACCAAAGGGGCUGAUCCUCGUGUUGCGCCCACCAAUGACGAGGCACGUGUCCCACCUUUUCUCCUCUUCGUCGUCAGUCGGAUUCUCCACUUGCAGUCAAUCCAACAACAACACAAACACUCUGUCCCUUUACCUUUACUCCAGUCAAAACUCGCGGGGAGACUGUCUCUCCUAUUCCUCACCUGUACAACUCACCCUCAUUUUCAUACCCAUAUACUUCCUCCCUUUUUCCUCCUUCUUCCCGAUUUCCUUCCCCACUCCCCCCCUGUUACUUCCUUCUCCAUGCCCCUCUUUAAAAAAAAGCCCAAGACUCCUCCCACGACCAACUCUGCUGCAUUCCGAUCAGUCGAGCAUCUCCCAUCUUCGGUCGCAUUCCCUGGCGAUCUUGACCGACGCUUUUCCGUCUCCACCAACGAACCGGUGCCGCCACUUCCACCUCAACAUCCUGCGCAUUCCAACGUGGUUCAUCGCUCGCAGAGUCACCGCCGUCCGAACACCUUGAACAACUAUUCGGUAGUCCCGCCCGCCGUUGCUGCGCCUCCGCGCAUUGUCGAUGCUGACCCUUCCGACCAGUCGUGGCAACACCCACCUCCAGCUGAGAGACCCGAGGAGCACGAAAACCCGCGACGGUCCAGAAGAAACCUCUUCUCCCUACAUUCGCACUCGUCUUCCUCCCAAGCCCCUAGGGAGUCGACAGGGUUCUUGGAACGUCGUCGUUCCGUAAGGAAAACUUCUCCGGCCCCGCAACAACAGGAGCAACGGCCCUUGUCGGUGGAUACGGCUGCCGACCCCCACUCGCCGUCAAAAUCGAGGGAGUAUGUGGUAGACACAACCCAAGACCCUUCCAAGUCUCCCGUAUUGCAGGACCAAGGAAUUCCACACGAGCCCCGACCUCCUCGCUCGCCGCAGAACCCCUCUAUAACCCGAUCGAACACCGAUUCAACGCUUCUCGAGCAUAUCUACCGCCCGUCCCCUGUGGAGCCCAAGCAUCCGGACGAAUUAGAUCCCGGUCCGGUCCAACAGCAACAACCACAACAGAAUCAAUUGGGCCUUCCUCGCCCUUCAUCGCGACAGUCCCUAGAACCUCCCUCGCCGCUACCACAGCCGCCCGCUUACUCCGACCAUUCUGCCUCCCAGGCUGCCAUGUCCGAUCGUCCGCCCAGUGGCCAGCGCGCCCCAACGGCGACCCCCCCACCAGGUGGCCAUUCGUCAUACCCACAGGGUAAUAAUAACCAGGACGUCACACCGCGCAACAACGCAGCCCAACAGCCGGAACCAGGCCGUAGCACGCCCUCGUCCACACGCAUGCGCGACGAAGGAGAGAUUGAUGUGCGUACUUUGGUGCAGAAGCAUGACGAACUUCAGGCGAAGUACUCCAAAGUCAAAAGGUAUUAUUUCGAGAAGGAGGCUCAGGUGCAGCAGCUACAGAAUACCGUCGCCCAUCAGCGCAUGGCCGUGUCGCGUACAGUGCUGGACGACAACGAGUAUGCUAACCGAUUCGGUCGUCUGGACGGCGCCAUUAAGGAUUUGGCGUUUGCGUUCCGAAAAGACUGGAAAAGCCUUCCCAAGUGGCUGAUGGGUUACGUGAACGACGAUGCACACAUCACUGGCACGAAAGAGAUGACUGCGAUUGGCCGCGCAGUAAUUAGUCGGUGGCUUGUGGACGAGUUGUUUGAGCGCUUCUUUCACCCGGCACUGGAUCCCACCUUCAGUCGACAGUUGAAGAGCAUUGAGAUGAACCUGCGCCGGCAGCAGGCCAAUACUCUCACCGACGAGGAUAAAGAAAAUGCGAUCGCACGCAUUUCCAAUUGGCGACGCACCACCUUGGAUGGUCUCACAGAUGCAUUACAUGGACCAGCUGCCGAAGAACACCGGUGUCAGCUAAUUGACCAUCUGGUGGAUAGUCUGGUUGCCAACCUCGUGUCAUAUUUGGGUGAUCCUCCGCCGCCCGGGCUGGACAAUGGCGCACGCAUGAUUGUGGAGAAUGCUGUAGGUAUUGCGGACAAGGUUCCCUUGGAGUCGCGCGACGUUUGUAUCGAGUACAUCCAUCCUGGCACUCUCCUACACGAGCCGAACAUGAAAGUCGAGGCGGGUCUUCCACCACUCACGAACGAACAACUUGAAGGGCCGCCAGAUGAGGCUGACAGAGAGUCAUCCGGCUCAACGAGCCAGGAGGGUGCGCCGGGAGGACCGCAUCCCGGCCGUGAACCGCGCAUGCGGUCCGUAAUCAGCAAGGUGAUGGGACGGAGACCCAACCAAGGCGCGGCUCCGAACCCCGGUGGCAAUGGGGACAUGCGCCCUCCCACGGCUAUGGAAGAGCGGAACAGCAUGGGAGCGGGGCGGAUCCGGUUUGCAUCCUUCAUUACCGCGGAAGUCAGGGGGCGAGGUCCGAUGAAUGUGUUGGUCAAGGCGCCUGUAUAUUUGAUGGACUAA